AUGGGUUCCAUCACCCAGUCCACUCUACCAUCCGAUUUUGUCUGGGGCUUUGCGACGGCCGCCUACCAGAUCGAAGGUGGUGCAAAUGAAGAUGGUCGUGGUCCAUCCAUCUGGGAUACUUUUUGCAAGAUCCCCGGUAAGAUUGCUGGAGGCGGGUCAGGUGAGAUCGCGUGCGACUCAUACCAUAGAACUCAUGAAGACAUCGCUUUAUUGAAAACGUGUGGUGCCCAGGCCUAUCGUUUCUCAAUUUCAUGGUCUCGUAUCAUUCCUCUAGGCGGUCGCAAUGACCCCAUCAACGAGAAAGGUCUUCAGUUCUAUCUCAAAUUCAUUGACGACCUUCAUGCCGCAGGCAUCACGCCAAUGGUGACCCUUUUCCAUUGGGAUCUUCCCGAUGAAUUGAACAAACGAUAUGGCGGAUUCCUAAACAAGGAGGAAUUUGUUGCCGACUUCGCUCGUUAUGCCCGAGUUGUAUUCAACGCCUUUGGCUCCAAGGUCAAGCACUGGAUCACCUUCAAUGAGCCUUGGUGCAGUAGUGUCCUGGGCUACAACACUGGGUCUUUUGCACCCGGUCAUACAAGUGAUCGCACCAAGAGCUCUGUCGGUGACGGCUCGACAGAGCCAUGGAUUGUGGGACACAGUCUCCUCGUGGCCCAUGGAGCUGCUGUGAAGAUAUACCGAGAUGAAUUCAAAGAUCAGAAUGGAGGCGAGAUCGGAAUCACAUUGAACGGCGAUUGGGCCGAUCCCUGGGACCCAGAAAAUCCCGCUGAUGUCGAAGCCUGCGAUCGCAAAAUCGAAUUUGCAAUUUCGUGGUUCGCUGAUCCUAUCUACCUCGGAAAAUAUCCCGACAGUAUGAUCAAGCAGCUAGGCGACAGGUUGCCAACUUGGACUGCGGAAGACAUUGCUCUCGUGAAAGGCAGCAAUGACUUUUACGGAAUGAAUCACUAUUGUGCAAACUAUAUCCGUGCGAAGACUGGCGAACCCGAACUCGACGACAUCGCAGGAAAUUUGGAGCUGCUGCUCGAGGAUAAGAAUGGCAAGAGUGUUGGCCCAAUAACACAGUCACCAUGGCUGCGACCUUGUGCAAUUGGAUUCCGGAAACUGCUCAAGUGGUUAAGUGAUCGUUAUGGUUACCCUAAGAUCUACGUGACAGAAAACGGCACCAGCGUACUUGGUGAGAAUGACAUGCCUCUAGAUGAACUACUGGAGGAUGAAUUCCGUGUGCAAUAUUUCCGCGAUUACAUCGGUGCCAUGGCCGAUGCGUAUACGCUGGAUGGAGUGAACGUGCGGGCUUACAUGGCAUGGAGUCUUAUGGAUAACUUCGAGUGGGCAGAGGGUUAUGAAACCCGUUUUGGAGUCACCUAUGUGGACUAUGAUCAUGACCAGAAGCGCCUUCCAAAGAAGAGUGCCAAGAGCAUUGGCCAGAUAUUUGAUCGUUAUAUUGAGAAGGCUUAA
Molecule: messenger RNA, 1452 nt
Organism: Penicillium waksmanii
Lineage: Eukaryota; Fungi; Ascomycota; Eurotiomycetes; Eurotiales; Aspergillaceae
Exons: 4
Coding region: 1-1452 (483 amino acids)
Biological process (GO): carbohydrate metabolic process
Molecular function (GO): beta-glucosidase activity
Source: RefSeq, a predicted model, not a curated record